Molecule: messenger RNA, 1572 nt
Organism: Terrapene triunguis (Three-toed box turtle)
Lineage: Eukaryota; Metazoa; Chordata; Testudines; Emydidae
Gene: SNX5
Product: sorting nexin 5
Exons: 13
Coding region: 1-1020 (339 amino acids)
Biological process (GO): pinocytosis
Cellular component (GO): endosome
Molecular function (GO): phosphatidylinositol binding; dynactin binding
Source: RefSeq, a predicted model, not a curated record
AUGGUACAGGUGAGGGCUGUGUCUGUGGAUCUGAAUAUUGAUCCUUCCCUCCAAAUUGACAUCCCGGAUGCCCUAAGUGAAAAAGACAAAGUAAAGUUCACUGUACAUACUAAGACUACACUGCCAACUUUUCAAAGCCCAGAGUUUUCAGUUACAAGGCAGCAUGAAGACUUUGUGUGGCUGCAUGAUACGCUUACUGAAACGGAAGAGUAUGCAGGAUUUAUUAUACCUCCAGCGCCUUCAAAGCCUGACUUUGAUGGUCCCCGAGAGAAGAUGCAGAAACUUGGGGAAGGAGAAGUUUCUAUGACAAAAGAGGAAUUUGCAAAAAUGAAGCAAGAACUAGAAGCUGAAUACCUUGCUGUCUUUAAGAAGACUGUGUCAUCACAUGAAGUUUUCCUUCAGCGACUUUCUUCUCAUCCUGUGCUCAACAAAGAUCGCAACUUCCAUGUUUUCCUAGAGUAUGACCAGGAUCUAAGCGUUCGGAGAAAAAAUACAAAAGAAAUGUUUGGUGGCUUUUUAAAAAGCAUGGUGAAGAGUGCUGAUGAAGUCCUCUUCUCUGGAGUGAAGGAGGUGGAUGACUUCUUUGAGCAAGAGAAGACUUUUCUCGUAAACUAUUACAACAGAAUCAAGGAUGCAUGCGCAAAGGCAGAUAAGAUGACAAGAUCACAUAAAAAUGUUGCAGAUGACUACAUCAGCACUUCAGCUUGCUUAAACAGCCUGGCUUUUGAAGAGCCCACAGUCACUAAAAAGUACUUGUUGAAAGUUGCUGAGCUCUUUGAAAAACUCAGGAAGGUAGAGAGUCGUGUGUCAUCAGACGAAGACUUAAAGCUGACUGAACUGUUAAGAUACUACAUGCUCAACAUAGAAGCAGCAAAGUCCCCUGAGGAACUGAUCAGCUUCAAGCGGAAGAGAAUAGCAGCCUUUCGUAAAAAUCUAAUUGAAAUGGCUGAGCUGGAAAUCAAGCAUGGGAAGAACAAUGUCUCUCUCCUGCAAAGCUGCAUCGACUUGUUCAAGAACUAAGGCGCCUUAAUCGGAAAGAAUGUGAAAAACCAGUAUCAGUUGCACUCCACAGCCAUGGGAAAAUUUAUAUUUCGCUUGACUUCAUUUGGUUAAAAUAUAUAAAUAAAGACAUUGUCUCAAACAUUUUGUUUGACUAAUACUUAACCAUGUUGAUGCCAAUGUAUUGGCUUCCAUGGUAUAAAUGAAAGCUGAAUUGCUUAUGAAUUACUUGGAUGUAGCCAAUUUCCUGUUGAGAGUUAAUAUCUCAAGGUGGGCAAAAAGUAAAAGUACUAGAUUCCAGAAUGUUGACCAGUUUUCUAAUGAUAAAAAGGGGCAAUUCUCUCCAAGGGUGAAUGAAAUGUAGGUGGUAUUGCAAUCUUCUCUGUAGCCUAAACUAUUUUAAAGAAGUUCAUAUUUGGGAGGGUCUUGUGUACAUUAAGCAAUUUUAUAAGGUAAAAUACAUUCCACUUCAUAGACAGAUUUCUACUACAGUGUAUUUUGGAUUUCUAUAUCUACAUUCAGUAUUUGUACACUCAGCAAUACAGCAAAAAUAAAGAUGUCUAAUACUAUGAA